Rhododendron vialii is the source of this 3802-nucleotide messenger RNA. Its product is annotated as serine/threonine-protein kinase BRI1-like 2. The transcript has a single exon. The record is from RefSeq and is a predicted model, not a curated record. NCBI's taxonomy places the organism in Eukaryota, Viridiplantae, Streptophyta, Magnoliopsida, Ericales, Ericaceae. Gene Ontology annotation, molecular function: protein kinase activity; ATP binding; protein binding. The coding region runs from base 244 to 3642 and encodes 1132 amino acids. Gene Ontology annotation, cellular component: plasma membrane. Gene Ontology annotation, biological process: protein phosphorylation.
GUACCCACCAGUGUUCAAUCCAAUUCCCUAAUUUUUUUUAAUUCCUUCCCACGUUCCCUCCUUUUUCAUUUUAUACAACAAUAAGAGAAAAGGAACUACUUUUUCUAAAGCUCUCCACCCUCCCACUUUGCACCUUCGGAAUUCUCAUCAUACUUGUCACUCCCUCUCUCUUUCUGUAAACAAACAUACUCUCCCUCCCAAUCCAUCUCUCUCUACCCAGUGUUACUGCAAUUUGUUUCUCCAAUGGGGAAAAACCCAUUACAGCUUUUCCUCCAUCUUCCUCUAGCACUGAUCCUCUUGUCGUUUGCUUCAAUUUUUGAAGCCGGACAAAGCGGGAUUUUGUCCACGAAAACUGAUACUGAGGCUCUUCUUCUGUUCAAGAAGGCUGUAGAUAAGGAUCCGAAGGGAGUCUUGUCGAAAUGGCGACCCAAUAGGAAUCCCUGCAAUUGGUAUGGGGUUACAUGCAAUCUUGGAAGAGUAACUCAACUUGAUCUUAGCAACUGCAAUCUCAUUGGCACAAUCUCUUUCUCUGCUUUUGAUGCUCUUGACAUGUUAACUUCACUGAAUCUCUCUUCUAAUUCCUUUACUCUGAAUUCAACUUCUCUGCUUCAACUCCCAUAUGGGUUGAAACAGCUUGAACUGUCUUCAUCAGGUUUAGUAGGCCUUAUUCCAGAGAAUCUCUUCACCAAGUAUCCUAACCUUGUUUAUGUCGAUCUUUCUUUCAACAAUCUCACCGGUUUUCUGCCUCAAAAUCUUCUCUUGUAUUCGGAUAAACUAGAAAUCCUUGAUCUUUCUUUCAACAAUUUCACUGGAUCAAUUGCGAAUAUGAAUAUUCAGACCUGCAAUUCCUUGUCGCAACUUGAUAUGUCUGGAAACAAUAUUUUCGAUUCCCUUCCUUACUCCCUUUCAAACUGCACCAAUCUGAAAAGUGUCGAUUUCUCUUAUAACUUGUUCACCGGGAACAUCCCACAAUCUUUUGGAGAUCUCAAAAACCUACAAAGAUUGGAUCUUUCUCAUAACCAUCUCACCGGUUGGAUCCCUUCAGAGUGGGGUAAUACAUGUGACUCACUCUUAGAACUACAGCUCUCUUAUAACAAUCUGACCGGCGCAAUUCCAGACUCGUUUUCCUCAUGUUCUUGGCUACAGCUUCUUGAUUUGUCCAACAACAAUCUAACCGGUCCGUUUCCUGAUUCCAUACUUCAGAACUUUGGAUCGUUAGAGAACUUAAUAUUGAGCAAUAACAAAAUUUCUGGAUCCUUCCCUUCGUCCCUUCAAUAUUGCAAGAAAUUGCGAGUCGUGGAUUUUAGCUCCAAUCAGUUUUCUGGCAUUAUUUCACCUGAUCUGUGUCCCGGAGCUUCAUCUCUUGAGGACUUGAGGCUCCCUGACAACCUCAUUACAGGAAAUAUCCCAGCUGAAUUGUCGCUAUGUACACAACUAAAGACCAUUGAUUUCAGCUUAAACUACCUCAACGGAUCAAUUCCAGCUGAAAUCGGACAACUGGAGAAUCUUGAGCAGCUAAUGGCAUGGUACAAUGGGUUGGACGGGAAUAUACCAGCAGAGUUGGGAAAAUGCAAGAAUCUAAAGGAUCUAAUUCUCAACAAUAACCACCUGAGUGGAGAGAUCCCGGUUGAGUUGUUUAAUUGUGGUAACCUAGAAUGGAUAUCACUCACCAGCAACGGACUCACUGGCGAAAUUCCACAAGAAUUCGGUCAUUUGUCGAGGCUAGCUGUGCUUCAACUUGCAAAUAAUAGCUUGAGUGGUGAAAUCCCAAGAGAGCUUUCAAAUUGCAGCAGUUUAGUUUGGCUAGACUUGAACAGCAAUCAGCUCACAGGAGAAAUACCACCUAAUCUUGGAAGGCAGCCUGGAUCAAGGGCAUUGGGUGGGAUUCUCUCAGGCAACACUUUGGUUUUUGUUAGGAACGUGGGAAAUUCAUGUAAAGGAGUAGGAGGGUUACUGGAAUUCGCUGGAAUCCGACCGGAAAGGCUUUUACAAGUUCCGAGUUUGAAAAGUUGCGAUUUCACAAGGAUGUAUUCUGGUGCUGUCCUAAGCUUAUUCACCCAGUACCAGACUCUAGAGUACCUUGAUCUUUCUUACAACGAGCUUCGUGGGAAAAUCCCCGAUGAAUUUGGGGAUAUGGUGGCUUUACAAGUUCUAGUGUUAUCCCAUAACCACUUAUCUGGGGAGAUUCCCUCCUCACUUGGCCAGUUAAAGAAUCUUGGCGUGUUCGAUGCAUCAUAUAACAGGUUGCAAGGGCACAUCCCAGACUCCUUCUCAAAUCUAUCUUUCUUGGUGCAGAUUGAUCUAUCCAACAAUGAAUUAACAGGAGAAAUUCCACCAAGGGGGCAACUUAGUACACUUCCCGCAAGCCAGUAUGCAAACAAUCCAGGACUUUGUGGGGUCCCAUUGGCUGAAUGCCAGAGUGUAAACAACCAACCGGCUACUAAUCCAAGUGGGGAUGGUGGCAAAGAGAAGGGAAAAGCGCGAGCUGCAUCAUGGGCUAAUAGCAUUGUUUUGGGGCUUCUCAUUUCUAUUGCCUCUGUCUGCAUUUUGAUUGUGUGGGCAAUUGCAAUGCGCGCGCGACGGAGAGAAGCUGUGGAACUAAACAUGCUUAAGAGCUUGCAAGCAUCCCAUGCAGCCACAACAUGGAAGAUCGACAAAGAGAAAGAGCCUUUGAGCAUCAACGUGGCGACUUUCCAACGAAACCUUCGUAAACUGAAAUUCUCACAACUCAUUGAGGCGACAAAUGGGUUCUCAGCGGCGAGCCUAAUUGGGUGUGGAGGGUUUGGAGAAGUGUUCAGGGCGACACUGAAAGACGGGUCAAGCGUAGCAAUCAAGAAGCUCAUACGGUUGAGUUGCCAAGGUGACAGAGAAUUCAUGGCCGAAAUGGAAACUUUGGGGAAAAUCAACCAUAGGAAUCUUGUGCCUCUGUUGGGUUACUGUAAAAUCGGCGAGGAGAGGCUUCUGGUGUACGAAUUCAUGGAAUUCGGAAGCCUAGAAGAAAUGCUUCACGGUAGAACAAAGACAAGAGAUAGAAGGAUUUUGACGUGGGAGGAGAGGAAGAAAAUCGCAAGAGGUGCAGCAAAAGGGCUUUGUUUCCUACACCACAAUUGUAUUCCUCACAUCAUACACAGAGACAUGAAGUCAAGCAAUGUGUUGCUUGACCAUGAAAUGGAAGCUAGGGUUUCUGACUUUGGAAUGGCCAGGCUCAUAAGUGCACUUGACACUCAUCUAAGUGUAAGCACGUUGGCAGGGACACCGGGGUAUGUUCCGCCGGAGUACUAUCAAAGCUUCCGGUGCACUGCAAAGGGCGAUGUUUAUUCGUUCGGUGUUGUACUCUUGGAACUCUUGACAGGGAAAAGGCCAACCGAUAAGGACGACUUUGGGGACACAAACUUGGUCGGGUGGGUGAAAAUGAAGGUGAGGGAAGGGAAAGGGAUGGAAGUGAUUGACCCGGAGUUGCUUUCGGUGACUAAAGGAACCGAUGAAGCUGAAGCAGAGGAAGUGAAGGAGAUGGUGAGGUAUUUGGAGAUAAACCUACAGUGUGUUGAUGAUUUCCCAUCAAAGAGGCCUAAUAUGUUGCAAGUGGUUGCCAUGUUGAGAGAACUUAUGCCAGGGACUGGUAACGGAAGCAACAGCGGUUGAACCCCGGAGUGUUAUUGUUUAUUGAUUUUGUUUAUUGUAAAAGGAUGUGGGUUUGUAAGAUUUCUUGUUGCUUAUUAAGCUUCUAAUAGCUGUUUGUAAUUACUUUCUCCCCUCUUCUUUCUUCCGAUUGCAAUGGCUAUUACCUGACCCUGAAUGAGCA